Messenger RNA from Neofelis nebulosa (Clouded leopard), 2985 nucleotides. Its product is annotated as testis-expressed protein 13D-like. The record is from RefSeq and is a predicted model, not a curated record. The coding region runs from base 133 to 1176 and encodes 347 amino acids. The transcript has 2 exons. Lineage: Eukaryota; Metazoa; Chordata; Mammalia; Carnivora; Felidae.
GCCAGGACUGGGCGAGGACUGAAGUAGGACCGACGGGGCAGGCGGUGAGGGGCGGAUCCGGAGGCCAACGGCAGCGGAGGCCAACUUCCAGCGGCGGAGGCGGCCCGGUCGGCUGACUAGGCCGCAGCGGCCAUGGCAGUGGAUUUCGGCGACCCCAAGAGCGGCUUUCGCCACAACGAGGUGGUGGGGUUCAUCAACGAAGAGGUGCUCAGUAAUGGCGGCGGUCCAGACUUCUACGUGACCUUCUGCUCGAGGCCCUGGAACGAGAUCGAAGACGAGCUGCUGUCCGUCGUGGCCGACCCGCAGGUGCCGCGCGCCGUCAAGAGGGCCUACUCCUGGAGCGCGCUGGCCUUGAGCGUGCGUGCGGCCGCGAGGCAGCAGGAGCAGCAGGGGCGCCGGAUCCAGCGGCUGCAGGAGCAGCUGAAGGAGCGCGAGACCACCACCUGGGCCCUGGCCUCCCAGCUGCAGCGGCUGCGCGAGGAGCGCCAGCAGGCGCUCUCGCAGCUGCGCGGCGCGCAGCACCACCUGCAGCAGGCGCUGGACGACUGCGAGGCCCUGCGCGGGCAGCUGCUCCACACCCAGACGCGGUCCCCGCAGGUCUGGCCUCAAACACAGCAGCUCGCGACCGCGACCGAGGUGUGGCCCCUGACCUUGAAGGAGCGGAGCGACAUGCUGGCCGCAGCUCGGCUGCAGCGUGAGCGGGAUGCGGAGAUGCAGAGCGAGGCCCGGACGGCCUCGAUGACGGCGACCACGAUGCCCGGCGUGCUUCACGUGCCCAGACCGCUGUAUCCCUGGGCCCAGGUUCAACGCCCUGUGCCGAUGCCAUUCCCCAUGCCGUUCCCGGUGGCGUUCCCCCAUCCCCCACCUCCCCCACCCAGAGUCGUGGCAGAAGCAGCGUCAGGAGCGGCGUUCCCACCCCAGAGUUCUCCUGGGGGCGUCUGCCCCCCGGGCAUGUGGCCUGCAUUGGGGUCCCAGGAGGAGACGUCCCUGCCGUGGGACCAGAGGAGCCACGUCCAGGAGGAAGGUCCCGUGAGGUCCCACUUGGUAAACCCCUCAGGGGACAACUGGAGCCACGGAGACGCGAUGAAGCAACCACCGCAGGGCCUGAUGCCCGAGCAAGAAGAUGCUCCAGGAACCUUCCGUGAAGUCGAAGAAACUCCAGCUCCCAGCGUGUGAAUGAACCCUCCUGAAAUACCCGCUGGCUCCCAGCAGGCCUCACCUCAGUGAGACCUCAACGGCCUGGAGCUAGUAGAGUGUGAAGAAAUCAGGGAAAAGGCGACAUUCAGGCACACAUCUUGGAACAAGGGAAAGCAGACAGAUUUUGUUAGCAUUGGAGGCUUCUGUUGCAAAAAAGGGUGCGGCAGCAGAUUUCAAAGGGUCAGUGGGAGGAUAGUAUUAAAUUUUAUAGGUUAUAGUGAGUUUGUUGAAUUUCAUUCAUUAAUUCAUUGAACAAACAGUUCUUAAUUGGUCAGUAUCUGUUAGUAAGUACAAUUAUAUGUUAGGUGUCUGGUGCACGCACUAUAAACCAAUGGAACGACUUUGGUUAGAUGACAGAAGAGCCUAAUCUGAGAGCCCGUAUACACCGGCGGGGGGCGGGGGGUCUUUGCCCCACACGUAGUACGGCUUUGGGGCGGACCCAGUGGAAAUAACAUCAGGAUCCAUUUCGAUGAUUCUGGAGGCAUCAUCAGAGACACUUCCGUGGCAGGGCUGGAAUGACUGUGCCGCCCAGUGCAUCAAUCCCAACGGAGAUGGAUAGGCGGUGGCGAAGAUGGCGAAAUUAGCCUCACAAAAGUAAAGGCGGGACUUUUCUGACAGUCCAGCUGAUUCCCUCCCUUGAGAAGCACCGUUAUUUUCCUGGUUGUCUGAAAGGGCUGCAUACUUGAGCCCUCAGGCUCGGGCCUCCCUAUCCCAAGCCUCUUUCCAGUCAAGAGUGGAUGAAGAACAAAAUGGAUUCCGAGGGCAGACGUCGUGCCAUGGACGGUGCUUCUCUCGGGAAGGCUAACUGGAUUAAAAAAGAACUGCACCAACAUUUUUGGGAACGCCCCCGGGCCCCUUCUCUUCCAUUGGCUGUCCGCUCCCCUGAGGUGGGGGGAGCCCCGGGGGUGGGAAGUUCGACGGUCUCCAGUCUGAACAAAAGGUGUUCUUGAGUUCCCCCGGAAAUCCCGGCCCACCAAGCUCAAACUCUUGUCAGAGGUUUCUGAUCGUAACAAUAAAGAGCGUGCACCGGCCUGCCGUGUCUCCUGGGUGCUGUGUCUCCUCGGGGCAGGCAGUUGAAACCUGCAUCUUCCCACGGUCCCACCGAAGUGAGGGAAAGUUCGAUCCCACAGACUAUUAGGGGGCCUCUCCUCUUCCGGCCGGUCACCCAAGAAUGGGAGGAGGAGGAACGUCCCUGAGGCCUUCAGUCCACUGUGAUCGUCCCUGCGCCUCUCACUGUCCACGUCCUCUCACAGUCCCCUGAAGGCGGGCCUCUCUGCUGCUCCUGGGCCCGUGGGGCACUAGAGGUGAGGUGGAGAGUGGGCUUCUGUCUAGGCCGGGAGCCCGAAUGCCUGUGUCCAGGCUCCCCAUGUGCACCAAGAAGCCAUUUCCCCGAGGCCCCGUCUCCUAGAUGUCCAACGAGCAGAAAUUUCCCUUCUGCGUUUCUGUCCCGCAAGGCACUGUCCCCUCCCUCCUAUGCAUAAUCCCAUCGAGGUGCUCAGAUUCCGGAAAACAGCCAGGUUCUGGCAGAAAUGUUCCCAGAGGCAAACGGAGUGGAGCCUGGCUGCCUGCUUGGUAUAGGGACAGGGAAGGGGCAGAGAACUGAUCCUACCCCACCAGCUUUUUCUCUCCCCUCAGUCCUGAUAACCGGCAGGCCUUGCUUACUAGAAGGGAGCCCUAGGGAGGAAGAGAACCAUCAAGGACAUCAACCCAGAGCUAGGUUUCCUGGGUUACGGGCUGGUUUUGUGAUACUCUUGUGUGUGCUCAUAGCUCCCUGGGAUUUGGGGAGGA